AUGGCCUCUGCGCACAUCUGCACACUUGGGAUUCUGUUUAUGCUCAGUGGACUGAGAGCUCAGUCGGUGACUCAGCCAGAAGAUCAGGUCCCUGUCUCGGAAGGGGAUCCAGUGACUGUGAAGUGCACCUAUUCAGUGUCGGGGAGCCCUUAUCUUUUUUGGUAUGUCCAACAUCGCAAUCAAGGUCUCCAGUUCCUUCUGAGAUACAUCGGAGGGGACAAGUUGGUUCAAGGCAACUACGGUUUUGAGGCUGAAUUUAACAAGAGCCAAACCUCUUUCCACCUGAAGAAACCAUCUGUUGUAGGGAGUGACUCUGCCUUGUACUUCUGUGCUGUGAGCGACACAGUGGUUGGGGCUGCAGGGAGAGCUGAAUAUAAACCCCUGAGCACAGAAAACCAUGCUCCUGAAGCCUUAAUAUCCCUCCACAAGCAAUCAAGACUCAAAGACAACAGGCUCACUCUAAGGAUGAACUCUCCUCCAGGAUCAGUGAUUGUGCUAUUCUUAAUGUUUGGACAAACCCAUGGAAACUCAGUGACCCAGAUGGAUGGCCAAGUGACUCUUUCAGAAAGGACUUCUGUGACUAUAAACUGCACUUAUUCAACGUCCGGGUACACUACUCUUUUCUGGUAUGUCCAAUAUCCUGGAGAAGGUCCACAUCUCCUCCUGAAAGCCACGAAGGCCAACGAGAAGGGAAGCCACAAAGGUUUUGAAGCCACAUACAAUACAAAAACCACCUCCUUCCACUUGGAGAAAGCCUCAGUCCAAGAGUCAAACUCCCCUGCGUACUACUGUGCUCUGAGGGACACAGUGAAGGAAACUGCAGGGGGAGCUGAGCACAAACUCUGA
Messenger RNA from Rangifer tarandus platyrhynchus (Svalbard reindeer), 846 nucleotides. Lineage: Eukaryota; Metazoa; Chordata; Mammalia; Artiodactyla; Cervidae. The record is from the annotation of a GenBank genome assembly.